ACCAACUUCCCUUUCAUCUUUAUGUGUAUUAGAUUCUUUUCUUAAUAUCCAAUUAAUCCACUUCUCAGUUUUGAUGGAUCUCAAUAACCAGAGACCUGCUCAAGGUGGAGAACCUUCAAUGGAGGCACGUGAUUGGAGAAGCCAAUUGCAGCAAGAUUCACGACGCAGAAUUGUUCACAAGAUAAUGGAAACGUUGAAGAGGCACCUUCCCUUCCAGGGCGAGGAGGGAUUACGUGAACUCGAGAGGAUUGCUGUAAGGUUUGAGGAAAAGAUAUAUGUUGCUGCCUCAAGCCAGUCGGAUUACCUACGGAAAAUUUCUCUCAAGAUGCUCACCAUGGAGACCAAGAAUCAGACCGCAGUGUCCGCGACACCCCCGUCCAACCUGAAGCGCCAUCGCGUCCUUCCUUGACUUUCGUAGGUACCCAUUUUCAAAAAUGGUCCCCUAGAAAAUGCAACUAUGUAUGAAAUUAAAAAAACCUUCAGAUUUCAGAGUUUCAGAAGCUCAAAGAUUACAUAUAUAGUAGCAAGAAACAGAUGUUUGUAAUAUCCAUCACUAUUCUGCCUCAUUGACCUCAUUUAGAAAAUAUCCAUUAAACUUUGGUCAUUGAAAACCCCAAGGAGUUGAUAUACAACAUUUACUGGUAAUUCUUCUUGUUCUGCUCAUCGAUUUAUCAACCAUGUAAAACUCAUGUCUUAAUUAUGUGUGACUGGUUUUGCUUUUAAAUGUGUUAUCUUCGUUU
Messenger RNA from Malus domestica (apple), 740 nucleotides. RefSeq names its product mediator of RNA polymerase II transcription subunit 15a-like. NCBI's taxonomy places the organism in Eukaryota, Viridiplantae, Streptophyta, Magnoliopsida, Rosales, Rosaceae. Gene Ontology annotation, biological process: regulation of DNA-templated transcription. Gene Ontology annotation, molecular function: chromatin DNA binding; transcription coactivator activity. The record is from RefSeq and is a predicted model, not a curated record.